CAAAUUAGGAAAUGUGAGUUAGAACCGUUCAGCUUCCUCACAAGGAGGCAGGAGGAGCUUUCAUUACACGCCUUACUCCCGUGAGCUCUUCCAUUCCUCGAGGCAUCUUUUCCUCGUUACAAUGGCGGCUUCUUCCACGGUCUUCUCCCUCGCAGGUGGAGUUCAUAUCAACACAUGUAGUCUCCAUUCAAAUAAACUCAAAACGUUGGGUGGUUACCAUUUACAAUUGGAAAAGCUUCAGAGCUCAAAGCAGUCAAAUCGUUUGCAAAGGUUUCCUAUUCAUGCUGAAUAUGGUUCUCGAGGAGGGGGUGGUGAUUUUAUUGCUGGUUUCCUUCUAGGAGGGGCUGUGUUUGGAACUUUGGCUUAUGUCUUCGCUCCACAGAUAAGGAGAUCAUUGUUGAAUGAAGAUGAAUCCGGGUUUCAAAGAGCUCGGCGGCCAAUAUAUUCUGACAAUGGCCUUGAGAAAACUCGUCAAACUCUGAAUACAAAGAUUAGCCAACUGAAUUCAGCCAUAGACAAUGUUUCUUCACGUUUGAGGGGUGGAAAUAACUCUGCUUCUGAUCUCGUUGAAGCCGACUCUGAAUUAGAAACAAACCGUUAGGGCUGUUUCUUCUUUGCAUCAAUGCUAUUUUAGAUUAAGAAGUCUUAACUUUGAAAUCCACCGUUAUGUUGAUUGAUACUUAAGCAACAAGCUAUGAUACAGUUGGAGAGAAAAGUCCUCUGCGCCACAGAUAGUGAUGAAAUCUUGUUGUUUUUCAGUAAUUAUACUGUUGAUGAUAUUAAUUAAGUAAUUAUAUUUUGGCAGAUUUGUUAUUCAAACUUUGAACAGUUUUGAAUAGUCUUUUUUAACUGGUCUCAA
Molecule: messenger RNA, 859 nt
Organism: Dendrobium catenatum
Lineage: Eukaryota; Viridiplantae; Streptophyta; Magnoliopsida; Asparagales; Orchidaceae
Exons: 5
Coding region: 122-601 (159 amino acids)
Cellular component (GO): chloroplast inner membrane; chloroplast thylakoid membrane
Source: RefSeq, a predicted model, not a curated record